AUGAGUCGCUGGGCCAUCUUCCGGCCCAGCUGGUGGCGUGGCCAGCAGCAGCGCCUGGGCGAUGUCGAGGGCAACGCCAACGCCAACGUCAACGCCAACAUCGAUGGCGGCGGCGGCGACAAUGACAGCGACCGCUGCCGCCGCCGCAGUGGCCACCGCAGCAUCCGCAGCGGCGGCGGCGUCGGCCGUGGCGUCGUUUCAUUCGGCCCGUUCGCGGGCGUCACGGUCGUGGCUGCUCCUAUGGCGAUGGAGUUGAGCUUGGCUCCUGCCAGUGGAGUGACGAUAAAUCUGUUGCAACAAACUAAGGAGCAGGAGCAGCCCUAUGCAUGGAAGGCACCGAAGUGGUCUACCUCAGUGCAAAAUGCAUCUCGCUCCCUUCGAUCCGAUGUUUCUCUUCUUCUCAACAACCAUGAGACACACCAUACGCCACACACACACACUGACAGAGAGACAGACACACACACACACGCAUACAAGAGAGAGAGAGAGAGAGAGAGAGAGAGAGAGAGAGAGAUGGCUGCUGCCGGAGGUAUCGGCAGCUUGCACGGCGACAUCGUCGUGAACGGCUCCGCCGAGCUCGUGGUGGCCGCCGUGACUAACCUCACGGCGGCCGUCCUCGGGCUCGCGGAGGCCCACGCGGCGCAGCACCAGGAGCUGGUGCACAUGAUGGAGAGGCUGGUCAAUGCGACCGAGAACGCCGCCCGCAAGGGCUGGAUCGAGGUUGGUGGGGCGGUGGCCACUAUGGCCAUGGCGUUGUUUGCCGGCUUCGCCGUGCUGUUGGCGGCGCCCGUGGCCGUCCAGGCGCCGGUGGGCGCCUGGCGUGCCUGGAGCGCCUGGCGUGCCUCGCGUGGCCGCAGCGACGAGGAGGGGGGCGGCGGCCGGGGUGGCCAUCGGGGUGGCCGGGGUGGCCAACGGGGUGGCGGCGGCGGGCGUGGCGGCGGCGGGCGUCGUCGCCACGGCUUUUCGUCGCAAGACGACUAG
Thyridium curvatum is the source of this 981-nucleotide messenger RNA. RefSeq lists its product as uncharacterized. The transcript is spliced from 2 exons. Bases 1 to 981 code for a protein of 326 amino acids. The record is from RefSeq and is a predicted model, not a curated record. Lineage: Eukaryota; Fungi; Ascomycota; Sordariomycetes; Thyridiales; Thyridiaceae.